Symbiodinium natans is the source of this 393-nucleotide messenger RNA. Lineage: Eukaryota; Dinophyceae; Suessiales; Symbiodiniaceae. The record is from the annotation of a GenBank genome assembly.
AUGAGCCGAUACACCAGCUGGGCGCUGGUACUGGGAGGUUCUCCCAAGUCGGUCGAAGCGACCGUGUCCUCCAGCAAGCCUGAGCCAGAGCAGUGUGGAAGACAGGUCACUCAAGCAAGACAGCCCAGACCACUUCAUGGAAUCCGCUAUCACUGGGAGGGCCUCUUCAACUUAGCAAUGCAAGCUUCACGACGGAACGGCCGCUGCCCUAGCCCGCGCAAGCGCACCGCGCGCUUGAAGGCAUGGGCAUUGAAGUCUCUUCGGUCUCGCAACUCGCAACCCACAAUUUCUAUCGAUUUCUGCCACAUUUCGCUGAGGAGUUUGCCCUCAGAGAGGAGCUUCGCAGCAGAGUUGGGCUCCGGCGCCUUCUUUGGCAUCUUUGUGCGCGACUAG